Messenger RNA from Globicephala melas (long-finned pilot whale), 6894 nucleotides. It is a transcript of the gene HIC2, whose product is annotated as HIC ZBTB transcriptional repressor 2. The record is from RefSeq and is a predicted model, not a curated record. Gene Ontology annotation, biological process: regulation of transcription by RNA polymerase II. Gene Ontology annotation, cellular component: nucleus. NCBI's taxonomy places the organism in Eukaryota, Metazoa, Chordata, Mammalia, Artiodactyla, Delphinidae. Gene Ontology annotation, molecular function: protein binding; DNA-binding transcription factor activity, RNA polymerase II-specific.
CUAGGUCCAUGGGCAGGUAGUAGCCUAGGAAGGCUGGGAGGGGGCGUCCCACCUGCCUGCCUGCCUGCCUUGGGGUCAGUGCGCCCAGGUUGGUCUGCUUCCUGCGGGCCAGUUUUGGGGUGUUGCUGAGUGACUGUCCUCUGGCCAGUUGACUCAAGUGCUGGUGUGCACCCAGGAUUUCUUCCUGCAGUGUUUUCCUGCCAGUUGUUGGGACUUGUAAAUUAGACUGUCGGCUUUUACAAGCGAUUCCUGAAAAGAAAAAUCUCCCUCUGGUUGCUGGCUCUGCGUAGAGGAAGAAGCAGCCCGAGGGAGCCAGGCCUUUAAUUAAAGCAAAACCGAAAUGAUUGCUGCAGUGGCUGGAAGGAGAGAAGGCAGCACAGGUGGGGCGGAGGUGAUAUGCCCUGUCCUGCAGCGAGGUACCUGCCGGGGACAGGUGACCAGGCAUUGAUGCACCCCCAGGGAGUCCACGCGCUCAAGGAGGCCACCCCCGCUGGCUGCUGCUCACAUGGUUUCUGGGCCCCUGGCACUCCGGUGGUGCGUGUGGGCAGGGCGUGGGGACAUGGGGCCCGACAUGGAACUGCCCAGCCACUCGAAGCAGCUCCUGCUGCAGCUGAACCAGCAGCGGACCAAGGGCUUCCUGUGUGACGUCAUCAUCAUGGUGGAGAACUCCAUCUUCCGGGCCCACAAGAACGUGCUGGCCGCCAGCAGCAUCUACUUCAAGUCCCUGGUCCUGCACGACAACCUCAUCAACCUGGACACGGACAUGGUCAGCUCCACGGUGUUCCAGCAGAUCCUGGACUUCAUCUACACCGGCAAGCUGCUGCCCAGUGACCAGCCAGCCGAGCCCAACUUCAGCACGCUCCUCACCGCCGCCAGCUACCUCCAGCUGCCCGAGUUGGCAGCUCUCUGCCGGCGCAAACUCAAGAGAGCUGGCAAACCCUUUGGCUCCGGGCGGGGUGGGGCCGGCCUGGGGCGGCCACCCCGCGGCCAGCGGCUGUCCACGGCCUCUGUCAUCCAGGCCCGGUAUCCGGGGCUCGUGGACGGGCGCAAGGGGGCCCACACCCCCCAGGAGCUCCCCCAGGCCAAAGGCUCCGAUGAGGAGCUCUUCCUGGGCGGCUCCAGCCAGGAGAGCGCGCACGGCCUGGGUCGGCCGGUCUGUCCAGCCAGCGGGGAGGCCGGCCUGGGUGGCUGCAGCACCAAUGGCAGUGGUGGGGGCUGCGAGCAGGAGCUGGGCCUGGACUUGUCCAAGAAAAGCCCCCCGCUGCCCCCCGCCACCCCCGGGCCCCCCCUCACCCCCGACGACCCAGCCCAGCUGAGUGACAGUCAGCAAGGCUCACCCCUCUCGGCCUCCGCCCCUCCCGUCGCCAACAGUGCCUCUUACGCCGAGCUGGGGGGCAACCCCAGUGAGCCCAUGGAUCUGGAGGGGGCCGAGGACAACCCCCUGAGCCUAUUGGAGGGGCCGGGCGGGCAGCCCCCCCGCAAGAGCCUCCGGCACUCGGCCCGCAAGAAGGAGUGGGCCAAGAAGGAGCCCGUGGCUGCCUCCCCCUUUGAGCGGAGGGAAGCAGCGCCGAAGGGUCCCUGCCCAGGGGAGGAGGCUGAAGGGCUUGGGGACAGGGUUCCCAACGGCAUCCUGGCCAGCAAUGCGGUGGCGGGCGGGCCCUACGGGGAGCCCUCAUACCCCUGCAAGGAGGAGGAGGAGGAGAACGGCAAGGAUGGGAGUGAGGACAGUGGGCAAAGCGGGAGCGAGGGCGGCAGCGGCCAUGCCGGCGCCCACUACAUGUACCGGCAGGAGGGCUAUGAGACGGUGUCCUAUGGGGACAACCUGUAUGUGUGCAUCCCCUGCGCUAAGGGCUUCCCCAGCUCCGAGCAGCUCAACGCGCACGUGGAGACGCACACAGAGGAGGAGCUCUUCAUCAAGGAGGAGGGUGCCUAUGAGACAGGCAGCGGGGGCGCCGAGGAGGAGGCCGAGGACCUGUCAGCGCCCAGCGCGGCCUACGCAGCCGAGCCCCGGCCCUUCAAGUGCUCGGUCUGCGAGAAGACCUACAAGGACCCAGCCACUCUGCGGCAGCACGAGAAGACUCACUGGCUGACGCGGCCCUUCCCCUGCAACAUCUGCGGCAAGAUGUUCACGCAGCGCGGCACCAUGACGCGCCACAUGCGCAGCCACCUGGGCCUGAAGCCCUUUGCCUGUGACGAGUGCGGCAUGCGCUUCACCCGCCAGUACCGCCUCACUGAGCACAUGCGCGUGCACUCGGGCGAGAAGCCCUACGAGUGCCAGCUGUGCGGGGGCAAGUUUACGCAGCAGCGCAACCUCAUCAGCCACCUGCGCAUGCACACCUCCCCCUCCUAGAAGCCAAAGACACUUGUUGGCCUGCGGGCACCCAGGAAAGAAGGGGCACAGUGGCCAGGCCCCGGGUGUGGGGCAGUUCCUGGUGCAGCCCACCCCGCCCAGAGCUUUAAUCCACAGUCUGUACCAAGGGGAGAAGCGGGCAGCCAGCACCCAACCCGAGUGCAUGUGGCUGCUGCGCCGUCUGCCUCCUGAUCCUGCCCGGCCCAGUUCCCCGUGAGGGCCACGGCGGGGCCUGCGGGAGUGGGUCACGGGGGGUGUCCCGCAGGCUGUGUUGGAGCAGGGGGAGUGGGGGCCUCCCUCCAUGCUGCGGGGAGCAGGGCUGCUGCGGCCGGGGUGUCUGUGCUGCCAGCCUGGCUCUGCGGGGAGCGGUGCCAGAGGGAGGAGACAGCGCCCUCCCUCCUCGAGCCAGGGGUCACCGCUCACUGGUGCUGGGACAGUCAGGGGCCCCCACCGCCUACCUCUCCACAACUAAAGAGCCCUCUGGGCCUGUGUGGCUGUUAUUCCUACUGAUCUGUUCCUUUUUUCUUUUUGAAUUCUGUUUUUUAAACCAAAACCAACAAGAGUUUAUUUUCCUUCCGGCCCCUCGGGGCUGAGCCUGGGUCUGCAGACUGAAUGUACCAGGGCAGCCACCCCCCCCUGCCCGACUGUGGGCUGGGCGCCCACCCUCCAGGCCCCAGAAGCCCUUCUUGGCCAAAGGCUUCCCUGGGCCCCGAGCCCUGCCUCGGCUGCCUCAGGAGAGAGAGUGCUUUUCCCAUAGUUUCUGAGGAAUAUUCUUUGUUUAGAGGUACUUGUUUUUUAUUAAGAGAAAACCCCGUGUAACGUGUAUGUGAAUGUUGGAACUGGAAGGUCUGGGGUUGGUGGGGGGCGGGGGGAGGCUGGCCGCGGUGCCAGGACGUUGGUACGCGUUUCCAUUUUCUCCGUGUGUGUGGUGUGCGCGGUACGUGUGGACUCAUGUCGCGUUUCCUUCCUUCCUUGCCCAUCAAGGUGGAGAGACUUCUGACCUUUUGCUACCUCUUGAAUUUGUGAGAACAGGACGUUGGUUGGUGAUGGCAGUUGUGGCCGUGACGCUUGUGUUUCCCUUCUGUCGCCCUCCUGGGCCCCCCACCUGUGCCCCCUCUCAGAAGGGGCACCUGUACUUCCUCUGUGCGCGUGUGGCCAGCUGGCCACCCUGAAGGUGUUCUGAGUGUGCUGCUGGGCGUCAGGGAGCCCGAGCUGCCUCUCAUCUGGGCCUGAGUGGGGGUAUAGGUGCUCCAGCCCCUGGGGAGCCCCCGGCACAGGACCAGGUGCCAGGAGACGGGAGCCACACAGUGGGACAAGUUCCUGGAGGCUCCCGGCCAGGCCAGGACGGGGCGGAAGUGAGCCCCCCCCAUCCUGUCCCCUGGGCCUGCAAGAGCCUGACCUCGGGAGAGCAGCAGCCCCUACCUGACCAGUGCAGAGGGGCUGACCACAGGGAUGUGUAUAUCUUCUCCCACCCCCCUGGCAGGGUGGGGACCUGUUCUGCUUUGGCAUCUCUGGGCGGUCUGGGGAGAGGCUGGCUGCCACCCAUGGGCUCAGCCCUGAAUCCCACCCUACCCUCACCUCUCGCCUUGGGCUCUCCACCAGCCUCAGACACCUCCAUGGGCCUAGAGCCAUGCUCACAAGGCCAGGCCAAGGUCGAGAGGUCGGCACCACUGUCCUCAGCCUACUGCAGCCACAGGGCUGGACCAGCGGCUUUAUCUUCUUCGUUUUGCUUCAUGUUUUCAUUUCUUUUUCUUUUUUCUACUUUAAGUUCAGACCAAAAAAUUCCGGAGUCGUCCCCUACCCCCACCCUCCACCCCUCCAGAGACCCUCCAGCUGAAACCAGAGCCUGAGUUCAGGGACCCGAGUGGUGGGUGUUGGGAGUGAGGGCACGCAGGCCACAUGGGGCCCUGCUGAGCCCUUGGGGUACCCCCGGCCUCGGGCUGCUCCUCUCCCCUCUGGGGACUUGUGUUCCAGCAAGUCAGGCGGGGGCCCCUCCAGCGCCUCUGCUCUCCCGACCCCCCUACUCCGUCAGCACUUAAGCCACACGACAGAAGUCUGUAGCGGGAGCUGCACACACGCCCCUGGGCGUGGCCCCCGGUGAAGCAGGUGGUUCAUGGCAGAGCUUCAGGGACUGGGCGCAGAGGCCCUCACUCGACGACCUUCGUGCGACGUAGUAUUGUACCCACCUGAGUAUUGUAUCAUAUAUCGAGCCUUCUCUGUAUUUUAACAAGAAAGCAAAACACUAGUUUCCUAUUUAAGACUUUAAGGGUUUGUGGGGCGGGCGGGGUUAACACAACACUUGGUUUUGUUUUCCUUUUCCUUUGGUUUCAUGUGGAAUGUGUGCUUGUGAGUGUGUGCAUGGACGUGUGUUAGAGCCUCACCAGGAGAUUAGGCUGUUGGAGGCCAAGGGCGGCUUACAGUUCUCUGCUUUAGUCACUUAAUUCCUGAAUGUUUCGGAGAAACAGGAAACAGAAAAUAGCAGAUGUCAUGUAGGAAAGAGGAUAAACAACAACAACAAAAAAAAGAAAAAAGCUCACAUCCAAAUUCACAAAACCUAUUUUUUAAACCAAAGCACAUUUUGAAUGCGUAUGGAACCUCAAUGGGCUCAGAAAAAAGAUACUAAUAUAUUUAUCUCAUUGUUUACAUAAACUUUUACAGUUUCAGACCUCAGCAGAUAAAAGGCCAGUCCCAGUGAACCCCACCUCCCGCCGGAGCCCCUUCUGAGUAGGCCCUGGAAUGGCUCACGGGCAGAGGGGCCGCCGUGGGGCCGGGGCAGGCGUGGAGGCCCCUGAGCCCUCCUCCCAGCCCGGGCCUCUCCCAGCCCAGCUGGCACCAAAGAGCUUGGGCCCGUGCUGACCCGCCCCCCAGGCCUCCUGGCUAGACUGUGGUGGUCCUGCCAGCUAGCCAGCUAGUAGGGGUGGCUGUCAGUUCUGGCCACAGGACCUGAGCCUGGGCUUGGGCCCUGGGAUGGAUGUGCGCCCCCAUCCCGCUGCUCUGCCUGCGACCCUUGGGUGGGUUGAUGUGAGGGUCCCUCUCAAGCCAAAAAGCCAGGACCUUUGCACAGCUCCGUCGACUCCAGCGGGUCCCCGCCCCCCUGGGGACCCCCACCUCCACCCCGGCAGUGGGAGGGGCUCACUGGGCCGGUCCUUACCUACACAGACGGUGCAAACACUCUGAACAGUGUUGUUUUUGUAUCAAUAUGUUUGUGCAGUGAUGAAUGUAUUUAUUUCUCAGACUUGGGGCGAGCGAGCGGUAGACGGCUCCACCACCGCACGCUCCCGCCAGACCGAGCCCGCCACCGGGGCUCCUCCAGGAUUGCAAAAAAGGUAAAGAAGAAAAGAUGAACCUUUAAGCAAAUACGAAUCUCAGAGACUUGCAGCAUAGCCAUACACCUCAGCCUGUGAAACGAACAAUCUGGACACAGACGGACUUUCAGAACCUCACACAGCCGUGUGUGUUACCGUUGGUCGCCACUUGGGGGCUCUGGGCUGUCCGCCGCCCCCGCCCCCACACCCACCCGUCAGUAUUCACUGGACUGGCCGUAUGCAGGAGUGCGAUCGGGGCGGGCUGGCUGGGCAGGCGGACCCCAGCCGCCCUCCCCGCGGCCGUCCUGAGUCAGGGUGAGGCCUGGGCAGCCGGGAGGGCAGGGAUCAGGGCAGAGGCGGCCGCAUCCGUCCCGUCCCCUUGGCUUGUGGGGGCGAAAGCAGAGGCGCCAGGCCUCAGAACAGACCAGGGAUCCCAGCCCUACCGGCCCCCUGUAGGGACCAAGGCCCUCGCUAUUCCCCAGAGCCAGGUUGGGCAUCAUUGAACCUGUGAACCCGAUGCCAGGAAGGGGUUGUGGAGCGGGGCCUGACCAGAGCCUCAGUCUGACAUUCCAAAUCGGGGUGGGUGUACGCUGUGGGAAUUGAGGCUGCCUGGGACCCCUUGCCUAGGACCACCCAUCCCCCACCGGGCUUGUCACCCCACUUUAAUUUUCUACCGGGAACCCCUCCCCCUACCUCACCUUGCUAUUUAUUGCUGUAAUUUAUUGACCUCAAAUAUGCUGCAUAACAGACCUCACUCAGGGCAGAGAGGAUCCCCAGGGCUCCCCCCCUCCACUUGGCGGGGCCCUGUGGGGCCAGGUGCUGAGGGGAACCUCUCUGUCCCCCACCCAUCAUUUGCUUUCCCCCUCCCCCGUUGAGGGACCCUAGGUUGGGCACUGGCCCAUUCACAAAUACCUCGAGGGGGAGGGGAGGGAUGGGGUUAUAGCUGUUUUGUUUAAUGGGAACUGGAAGAGGGAUCAUGUCCUGCUACACGCCCUUCCCCGGAAGGGGGGACCACGAUCGCACUCCUGUACUGGCCACCGCCACUGUCAGUCAUCACACUGAGUUCACUUCCCUCGAGAAUUUGGAUAAAUUCAGGUCAGAGCUGCAGGUAUGCAACCCUCAAGUGUCAUAGUAAAGCAGUUCACCGAUCUCUCCAUUCAGAAGCGUGCAGUCUUAAUGUACAGUGAUGAGAAACUGUUAUUUUAUGAUCUUUUCAUUAAAAGCUUGAUUGAAAACUUG